AUGAUCGCUCGCCGAUCGGAAUCGCCAUGGGACGCUUUUGUAAAGGUGUAUGAUUGUGAUCUUGCUGGGCUUUUCGCGGUAGUCGUUCACCGUGCUCACCCUUUGCGGCUCCUUGGCAUCAGAACAAUUCGUGGGAGGGAUAAUAAUGAUUUGAUGACUCUAUUCCGAUCACUGAAGCAUCCCAACCUUCUCUUACCCCAGGAGACUUUUAUAUGGGAUGGGGCAUUUUACCUCCUUCAUGGCGACAUCUCCACCUCGCUAGAUCACAUUAUUACCUGUGAUGCCAGUCUUGAUGAAAUUCAGCUUGCAACUAUUCUCGCUCAGAUUUUGGAUGGUCUGAUCUAUCUCGAACAACAACACCUUGUAUACCCUUACUUGAGUCCUGAGAAUAUUCUUCUAACGGCUUCGGGAGAAGUGAAGAUUGCCCGCUUAGAAGAAUGCGACAAAAUGGAGGAAGGCCGGAUCGGACAAUACACCGAACCAUUAAGGGCGAUCACAGUGGAGCUGAUGCAAUGGUAUCAGGAAGUGGACACGAGGGUGGGGGUAGAUGAUGUUCAACAAUCCCCUUCUGGUAGUGAUGCUUUGGACUUUCUUUCGUCUAUUGACUCACAGAUGUCAAUUCAAAUGCUACGAAAGCGUCCGCUCUUCGUCAACCACCACUGGGAGAAGGGCUAUCUUCGGGGGUUAGUUUCUUAUGCCUCACGUUCGGUAUUUGCGUUCUGUACUUAUCGUAACACCUGA
Talaromyces proteolyticus is the source of this 741-nucleotide messenger RNA. RefSeq lists its product as uncharacterized. The record is from RefSeq and is a predicted model, not a curated record. Gene Ontology annotation, molecular function: protein kinase activity; ATP binding. Gene Ontology annotation, biological process: protein phosphorylation. The coding region runs from base 1 to 741 and encodes 246 amino acids. Lineage: Eukaryota; Fungi; Ascomycota; Eurotiomycetes; Eurotiales; Trichocomaceae. The transcript has 4 exons.